Molecule: messenger RNA, 579 nt
Organism: Lampris incognitus (smalleye Pacific opah)
Lineage: Eukaryota; Metazoa; Chordata; Actinopteri; Lampriformes; Lampridae
Product: recoverin-like
Exons: 3
Coding region: 1-579 (192 amino acids)
Molecular function (GO): calcium ion binding
Source: RefSeq, a predicted model, not a curated record
AUGGGUAAUACCAAGAGCGGCGCUGUAUCCAACGAGCUCCUGGAGGAGUUGAAGCUCAACACCAGGUUCACGGAGUCGGAGAUAGCCCAGUGGUACGAGAACUUCCAGAAGGAAUGCCCAACGGGUCGCAUCACUAAAGAGGAAUUCCAGUCCAUCUACACCAAGUUCUUCCCCGACAGCGACGCCCAGACGUACGCCCAGCACGUCUUCCGCUCAUUCGACACCAACGACGACGGCACGCUGGACUUCAAGGAGUACAUCAUCGCUAUCCACAUGACAUCAACAGGGAAGACCACCACGAAACUGGAGUGGGCCUUCUCACUGUUUGACGUGGAUAAAAACGGAUACAUCACCAAGGCGGAGGUCAAGGAGAUCUGCUUGGCCAUUUUUAAGCUGAUUCCUAAAGAAGAGCAAAGGCAACUUCCCAAUGAAGAGAACACAGCUGAGAAGAGGGCAGAAAAACUCUGGAGCUUCUUUGAAAAGGGAGAUAAUGACCGAGUGGCCGAGGGAGAGUUUAUACAGGGAGUGAUGGAGAAUGAGGAAGCCCUUCGUUUGAUUCAGUACACCCCCUCAAAGUGA